AUGAGUUGUAGUGAUUAUAGUAAUAAUUCCGAUACAACCACAAGUGGUGAUACAACUGCAGAUGAAGAAGAAUAUGCAAAAGAAAUCCAAACAAAAAUUAAGAGAGCUAUUGAAAAUAUUAUUUUGAAUGAAUGGGAAAAAAAAAAAAGAACUAGACUAUUUACUUUUGAAGACAGAACUAAAAAAAGAAGAAAAAACUUAAAGAUGAACAAAUAUGGAUACAAAAUAAAAGAAAAAAAACUGAAAAUUUUUUAA
Molecule: messenger RNA, 255 nt
Organism: Plasmodium adleri (nom. inval.)
Lineage: Eukaryota; Apicomplexa; Aconoidasida; Haemosporida; Plasmodiidae
Product: conserved Plasmodium protein, unknown function
Exons: 1
Coding region: 1-255 (84 amino acids)
Source: RefSeq, a predicted model, not a curated record